UCGACCAGCGUGGCUUGACUGAUACUAGAAACUUGGGCAAAGUCAAUAGCAAUACAAACCAACCAACCAUAGGCCAACGGGGAAGGGAGGAUCUCUUCCUCGCGUGUGAAAUCUGCCAAAAUAUCGCAUCAAUACACAAAAGUUGCUCAUUCGCUUUCCUUAAUUUGCUUAUUGCCAGAACAAGAAGAAGAAGAAGAUACAUCUACACAGCUACAGCUGCUCUUAUUCCUAAGAUCAAGCAUUGAUUUCAGUUCCCUCGAUCUUCGAUAAUGGCUGCGGAGUGGCGUUGUGAAAAGAGAAGCUACUCGAAGAACGAGUCCUUCGUAAAAGACGAUGAGAACGUGCCGGAAACUGGCUGCCUCUCUAUAAUUGUUCUCGGCGCCUCCGGCGAUCUUGCAAAGAAAAAGACUUUCCCUGCACUGUUCAACCUCUACCGACAGGGAUUCUUGCAGUCAAACGAGGUUCACAUUUUUGGGUAUGCAAGGAGCAAGAUUUCUGAUGAGAAGUUGAGAGAUCAGAUCAGAGGGUAUCUUCCGCAGUCGAAAGAGGGCGGCGCCGAAGAGGUUACCGAGUUUCUGCAGUUGAUUAAAUAUAUAAGUGGCUUGUAUGAUGCUCCGGAGGGAUUCCAAGCAUUAGAUAAGGCAAUAUACGAGCAUGAAAUAUCAAAAAACAGUAUGGAAGGAUCGUCCCGCCGGCUUUUCUACCUUGCGCUUCCACCGUCAGUUUAUCCACAAGUCUGCAAAAUGAUCAAGUUUCACUGUCUCAAUAAAUCGGAUCUUGGAGGAUGGACUCGUAUCGUUGUUGAGAAGCCUUUUGGUAAGGAUUUGGCUUCAGCUGAGGAACUAAGCUCGCAGAUAGGUGAAUUAUUUGAGGAGCCACAGAUAUAUCGAAUAGAUCACUAUUUGGGAAAGGAAUUGGUGCAGAACUUGCUGAUACUUCGAUUUGCAAAUCGCUUCUUUUUGCCACUUUGGAACCGCGACCACAUUGCUAAUGUACAGAUUGUGUUUAGAGAGGAUUUUGGAACCGAGGGACGUGGAGGAUAUUUUGAUCAAUACGGAAUUGUUCGUGACAUCAUCCAGAAUCACCUGUUGCAGGUCUUUUGCCUUGUUGCAAUGGAGAAGCCUAUAUCUCUGAAGCCUGAGCAUAUUCGAGACGAGAAAGUCAAGGUUCUCCAAUCAGUUGUUCCAAUUAAUGAAGAAGAGGUAGUGCUCGGACAGUACGAUGGCUACAGAGAUGAUCCAACUGUUCCUGACAACUCGAACACGCCUACUUUUGCAACUGUUAUUUUACGUAUACACAACGAAAGAUGGGAAGGUGUUCCCUUUAUACUAAAGGCCGGGAAAGCUUUGAACUCCCGAAAAGCAGAGAUACGAGUUCAAUUCAAGGAUGUUCCCGGCGACAUCUUUAAAUGCCAAAAGCAAGGAAGGAACGAGCUCGUCAUUCGCCUGCAACCCUCGGAGGCUAUAUACAUGAAGCUAACGGUCAAGCAGCCGGGGUUGGAAAUGUCAACUGCGCAGAGCGAACUGGACCUGUCCUAUAGGCAGCGAUAUCAGGGGGUCGUCAUUCCUGAGGCUUACGAACGCCUAAUUCUCGACACGAUCAAAGGGGAUCAGCAGCAUUUUGUGCGCAGAGACGAGCUGAAGGCUGCGUGGGAGAUAUUCACGCCGCUCCUGCACCGUAUAGACGAUGGAGAGCUGAAGUCGGUUCCUUACAAGCCCGGCAGCAGAGGCCCCGAAGAAGCCGAUCAACUGCUGGAGCAUGCUGGCUAUGUGCAGACACAUGGUUACAUAUGGAUACCUCCAACCUUAUCAUGAAGGAAGAACUCGUGAUAAUCGACAAAUCACGGUUUUGCAUACUCUUAAAAAACCCGUAUUUGAUUUCAGCAAUAAUAAGUUAUGUUUGGAAACAGGAAAGUGAAGAAAGCUUUUGUUUGACUGAACCGAGUGUAUCUUUUUUCCUUUUUCUUGUUUAAAUAAAAAGAAGUUGCUUA
Andrographis paniculata is the source of this 1990-nucleotide messenger RNA. RefSeq names its product glucose-6-phosphate 1-dehydrogenase, cytoplasmic isoform. The coding region runs from base 270 to 1814 and encodes 514 amino acids. Gene Ontology annotation, molecular function: glucose-6-phosphate dehydrogenase activity; NADP binding. The transcript has 16 exons. Gene Ontology annotation, biological process: pentose-phosphate shunt, oxidative branch; glucose metabolic process. Lineage: Eukaryota; Viridiplantae; Streptophyta; Magnoliopsida; Lamiales; Acanthaceae. Gene Ontology annotation, cellular component: cytosol. The record is from RefSeq and is a predicted model, not a curated record.